UCUAGCAACGUGAAAUGAAGGCAGUCGGUUUUUGUUUAAUUGGGAUGCAAAAUUUGAGCCAAUUAACUUGUUCCGUGUCUGGACACUCGACAACAUAGAUUCCCAACUCUCCUUGUUUUUAUUGGGAAGGGUGGUUAACUGCGGAAUUAGACGGCAGAGCCAGGCAGCCCCGAUGGAGCAGCACGGAGCAGGCACUAUGGACCUGAAAGAGGAUCAGAUUCAACUGCUGGAGGAGACCUUCACCCGAAUGAGGCAGCCAGACUCCUCGACCGUGAUGCUGAUUUCGGCGGAGAUUGGCCUAUCGGAGAAGGAGACAGCGCAAUGGUUUAAGGAGCGCUAUGCAAAGUGGAGACAGGCAGAAGGAUUACCUCCAGAGUGUGGAUCUGUCAAAGACUAAAGACUGGUAAACACUGCCAUCACCAUGGAGUCAAUUCCACUACGCUGCAGGCUACUUUCACUUCACUGGCUAUAUCCAGCAGAAAUGCCUCCUUGGUUAGGUUCUGAGCUUAAUACCUCCUGUCAGUGACUUUGGUUUACUUUUGUGAAUUCAAAGUAUGUUUGAUUUAAUUUUUGCAUAAUUUGAGUCUCAUUAUUGUGUGUGUGCUCCCUUACAUUAUAUGCUAAUUUCAAUUUAUUAAUGUGAUUAUUAGAGAAGUAAAUUUGUUUAUUGGGUUUAAGUGCAAUUAUUAAAUCAUUUAUCUGUGAGACAUUAAAUAAUAUAUAAAUUGAAGACAAACAUGCACUCCUUUUGUGCCCUUUAAAUAAAAAGCUUAUGUUUUCA
Molecule: messenger RNA, 781 nt
Organism: Chiloscyllium plagiosum (whitespotted bambooshark)
Lineage: Eukaryota; Metazoa; Chordata; Chondrichthyes; Orectolobiformes; Hemiscylliidae
Gene: hopx
Product: HOP homeobox
Biological process (GO): regulation of transcription by RNA polymerase II; cell differentiation
Cellular component (GO): nucleus
Molecular function (GO): DNA binding
Source: RefSeq, a predicted model, not a curated record